Messenger RNA from Paramecium octaurelia, 944 nucleotides. The record is from the annotation of a GenBank genome assembly. Lineage: Eukaryota; Ciliophora; Oligohymenophorea; Peniculida; Parameciidae.
AUGCAAUUAGCUAAAAGUAAUUGAGUUAUAAUAAGUUUCCACAGUUCAUCCGGAUGCAAUCGAAAAAGAGAAAAUCAAUCCUUAUUCAAACCAGGGAAGCGAAUAAUAAAGAUAUCCGAGGGAGUAGUUAGUUGAAAAUGAAAAAAACUUGAAUUUAGGAGGAUCUUAUCAAAAUUAUAUCUAUAAUUGUGGAGAAUGUUGUGGAAAUUGCUCAGCAAUUUGUCCAUGCAAUCCCUUUGUAGAAUAUCCAUACAAAAAGAUAGAACAAGGUUAUGUAGGAGUGUACUUAAGAUUCGGAAAGUAUGUGAAAACAAGUAUUGGAAUAGAACAUAUCUUAGUGCCUCCAGGUUUAUAGUAUUUUAAUCCAUGCACUGAUAAAUUGAUCAAAAUUGAUUGUAGAACUUAGAUGAUAGACUGUGAGAAACAAUAGGUGAUUACAAAAGACAACAUCCUCUUAUAAGUGGAUGCAUCUGUAUAUUACAGAGUAUUGGAACCAAAGAAGGCUAUAUUUUAUAUUUAUGAUAUGCAAAUGGCUGUUGCUUAAAUCACAUUGGCAUCAAUAAAAUGUGUAAUUGGUGCAUAUACCUUACAGGAUGUAUUGGAAAAAAGAACUGAAAUUUAAGAUUAUAUUUAACAGUUUGUUGAUGAUCAUGUAGAUGAUUGGGGAAUAGAUAUUGAAUUAAUGAUGAUUAAAGAUAUUUAAAUAGAUGAUAGAAUUAAAUCUGCAUUAGCAUAAGCAGCAACUGAACUUAGGUAUGGACAUUCCUUAAAUUUCAAGGGCUGCAUAAGCCAAAAUUUUAAUCGCUGAAUCUAAUGUUUAGUCUGCCAAAUUGAUGAAAGAAGCUGCUGAACUCCUAAGUGCUAAAGCAGCUAUGCAAAUUAGAUACUUAGAUGUUAUUAAUAAAAUAGGUUGUGAACAACAGACAAAAGUUAUGAUAAUAUGA